Macadamia integrifolia is the source of this 1463-nucleotide messenger RNA. Its product is annotated as 26S proteasome regulatory subunit 6B homolog. Lineage: Eukaryota; Viridiplantae; Streptophyta; Magnoliopsida; Proteales; Proteaceae. The record is from RefSeq and is a predicted model, not a curated record. The transcript has 6 exons. Gene Ontology annotation, molecular function: ATP hydrolysis activity; proteasome-activating activity; ATP binding. Gene Ontology annotation, biological process: proteasome-mediated ubiquitin-dependent protein catabolic process. Bases 52 to 1314 code for a protein of 420 amino acids. Gene Ontology annotation, cellular component: proteasome regulatory particle, base subcomplex.
CAAACGAGUUAUUGUCCUUAGUCGGGAAAACUAAAUCGGAGAAACGCAAAGAUGGCUGCAUCAGCCAUGGUUGUCGACCCAAAACAAUCGUUGGAACCACCACCGUCUUUCCCUUCGUCGAGAUCUGAUCCAUAUGGAAUUUCCGACCAGUCAUCGUCUUCCGAUGAGGAGGAUUUGUAUGGCCGCCUUAAAUCUUUGCAGCGUCAACUCGAGUUCAUCGAUAUUCAAGAGGAAUAUGUGAAGGACGAGCAGAAGAACUUGAAGCGUGAACUUCUCCGGGCCCAAGAAGAAGUGAAGAGGAUCCAAUCGGUUCCCCUCGUUAUCGGGCAGUUUAUGGAGAUGGUUGAUCAGAACAAUGGCAUUGUUGGAUCAACAACGGGCUCCAAUUACUAUGUGAGAAUACUCAGCACCAUUAAUCGGGAGCUGUUGAAGCCUUCAGCGUCAGUGGCUCUGCAUCGGCACUCUAACGCCCUUGUUGACGUUUUGCCACCGGAAGCGGACUCGAGUAUCUCGUUGUUGAGCCAGUCUGAGAAACCAGAUGUUACCUAUAAUGAUAUAGGGGGAUGUGACAUUCAAAAGCAGGAAAUCCGUGAGGCUGUUGAGUUACCUUUGACGCAUCAUGAACUAUACAAGCAGAUUGGAAUAGAUCCUCCUCGAGGAGUGUUACUUUAUGGACCACCUGGCACUGGUAAAACGAUGCUUGCCAAAGCUGUCGCUAAUCAUACAACCGCAGCCUUCAUCAGAGUGGUGGGCUCAGAAUUUGUUCAAAAGUAUUUGGGUGAGGGCCCAAGGAUGGUUCGUGAUGUUUUUCGUCUUGCCAAGGAGAAUGCUCCUGCGAUUAUAUUUAUUGAUGAGGUGGAUGCCAUUGCUACAGCUCGGUUUGAUGCUCAAACUGGAGCAGAUAGAGAGGUUCAACGAAUCCUCAUGGAACUCCUCAAUCAGAUGGACGGGUUUGAUCAGACAGUGAAUGUGAAGGUAAUAAUGGCAACUAACCGGGCUGAUACUCUAGACCCUGCACUUCUUCGACCUGGUAGGCUUGACCGGAAAAUUGAAUUUCCUUUGCCUGAUAGACGACAAAAGAGACUUGUUUUUCAGGUCUGCACUGCUAAGAUGAACUUAAGUGAUGAGGUGGACUUGGAAGAUUAUGUUUCUCGACCUGAUAAAAUUAGUGCUGCUGAGAUUACAGCAAUUUGUCAAGAAGCAGGAAUGCAUGCUGUGCGCAAGAACCGUUAUGUUAUUCUUCCCAAGGACUUUGAGAAGGGAUACCGGGCCAAUGUGAAGAAGCCUGAUACUGAUUUUGAGUUCUACAAAUGAAGAGGCCUUCAAGAAAACUGUAGCACCCUUCCAUGCUCUUGUUUUAGACUUUUCUCCUUUCUGCAUCAAAUACACACCCGCAUUAACAGGAUAAGAAUCUUUUGUAUAAUUACUUUAUUGGUUUUUCUUUGUGAAUUAAAUUAAUAUUA